AUGGAUUCGGAGGCUCAAGUGGCUGCUAAAGAUUUGAUGGAUAUCAAAAUUAGCCUUUCAGCUAAGCCCAAAAAAUCACCAGAUUUAGGGGAAAAGAGGGAAAUAAUAGAGGAGGUCCUUAGUGGGGUGUUUUCAACAACAAAGAAAUGGAGGAGAAGACAUAAGGUUUCUUUGGCAACCUUUCUAUCAAAUCCCCUCGAAGUGAACAAAGGAAAACAAAAGCAAGGCUAUGCGGGAGGAGCUAUGGGUACAGAUUUGGAAGUCAUUUUGCAAAAAAGAAGCAAU
This is a messenger RNA of Ilex paraguariensis (yerba mate), 285 nucleotides long. The record is from the annotation of a GenBank genome assembly. NCBI's taxonomy places the organism in Eukaryota, Viridiplantae, Streptophyta, Magnoliopsida, Aquifoliales, Aquifoliaceae.